Cydia strobilella is the source of this 1041-nucleotide messenger RNA. RefSeq lists its product as uncharacterized. Lineage: Eukaryota; Metazoa; Arthropoda; Insecta; Lepidoptera; Tortricidae. Bases 1 to 1041 code for a protein of 346 amino acids. The transcript is spliced from 3 exons. The record is from RefSeq and is a predicted model, not a curated record.
AUGAACAUCAUCGUCACAGACUCAGUGUUAAAAAUCGACAAAAGUAAUAACAAGUGCAGUGAAGUGUUAGAUACGUCAGCAUUGAUGCGCGAACAUCCCCGCGUAUUCAACGAGUCCCUGGGAAGGCAUGUGAGCGCGCGCGCGAUGCUGCGCGUGCGACCGGACGCGCAGCCCGUGUUCCGACGCGCGCGCCCGCUACCGCUAGCACUGCGCGCGCCCGUCGACGCCGAACUCGAACGCAUGGAGCGAGCAGACAUUCCAGCCACCGCCGCCGGGCGGCUCAUCAGGUGGGCGCUACUGUUGUCGGGCUACCAGUACGAUAUUGAGUACGUAAAAUCAGCAGACAAUAUAGCAGAUGGACUAUCUCGCUUACCAUUACCCUUAGUUGAUCAAAGCGACGCCAGCGAUGAUUGCAGCUUUGUACAGUUUAUAGAAAAUAAUUUCCCGAUUCGCGCGCUCGACGUUAAAAGAGAAACUGCCGCCGAUAAAGCACUCAAUGUAGUGCUACAGUACGUCAAAUCAGGUUGGCCGAAGACAGGAGUGGUAACAGACCUGCUCCCUUAUUAUAGAAGACGAGAUGAGCUCAACAUAGAAGGUGGGUGCCUCAUAUGGGGUUCUCGCGUUGUGGUGCCGGCGGCGCUGCAGGCAGCAGUGCUAGCCGAGGUGCACGGCGGACACCUGGGCAUUGUCAAGUGUAAGAGUAUCGCGCGGAGCUAUGUCUGGUGGCCUAGGAUAGACCUGGACAUCGAGCAGCUGUGCAACUCAUGCCGCGUCUGUGCAGAGACAGCAGAUGCACCCCCGCGAACAGAGGAAGGCAUGAUAUCUCGGCACACAAAUCAAUUGCGCGCACGCCACGAUUAUGGCACGGCGCCGACGGACGAGCCUAGCCACCGGCGCGAGGCACGCAACGACGGCGUGACCCCAGACGUGCACGUAGCCCCCCUGGCGGCGACUGGCAGUCCCGCACCCGCCACCAGCCCCAGACCGAUGCGCGCUCACAUGCCUGUUACGCGUUACGGUUUUGAAGACGUGUAUCCGUAA